Molecule: messenger RNA, 497 nt
Organism: Porites evermanni
Lineage: Eukaryota; Metazoa; Cnidaria; Anthozoa; Scleractinia; Poritidae
Source: the annotation of a GenBank genome assembly
AUGAAGAAAAAAGGCGCUAGGAAGUACAAAUCUUACCGAUUGUGUAGCAAUGCGGCCAAAGACACAUGGCAAAGGCAGAACGCUUGGAUGCUGCACCGGCGAGACGCAAUAACAACUGACAUUAACGACGCCAAGCAUAAAAUUAGCAAUGAAAAUAUACAAAUUCUACAGGCUCUCAAGGGAACCAUAACCUGACCAUAAGUUAUGAAAAGGCUUUGAUUGGAAAAGUCCCGAGAGAACGAUAACUGUCGUUAACAGUUGUAUUGGGUGCUGUAAACAGGGGUAUGCUCAAAAACAAAAAUAAGUGCAGUGAGAAUUGGAACCAGGAGUCUCAUUCCUUGGCCCUUGAUAGUGCGUUGAUCUCCUACUAUGCUUUCGAAAGAUUUGAUCUUUGGUUGGCAAACGCUUCUUUUCACACAGGAAGGGGACAAGGCUGUACUUCUGCAGGGUAUGUAAUUUAUCUUGCUUUCAAGUACCAGAAAACCCACGUAAGUUAG